AUGGAGGAGGUGCGACCGGGCUCGCAUGUCGCAACGGCCUUCGACGACACCACAGCGCCCGCCUACGUGCACGAUCCUCUGCGCCUCAAAGAGAAACUUACCAGCGACUUCUCCGGGCUCAACAAGGGAGUGCGCCAAUACUACGAGCAGCAGAACGAGUUCAUCGGCAUGUGUCUCGACAGCAUGAACCACAGCGAGGAGGCGCGGCAGCGCCGUGCUGCUAAAGCCAAGCGCGAGACGCUCUUGGUUAAGAUCGCCAGCUACGGGUCGCUGGCAGCCAACAUCGUGCUGUUCUGCCUGCAGCUCUACACGGCCUUGUCGUCAAAGUCCCUGUCGCUGUUUGCCACCAUGGCGGACUCGUUCAUGGACCUGCUAAGCAGCGGCACAUUGGUCUACGCCGGCUGGGUGGCGCGCAGCAGGGCUGACAAGAGCUACAAGUACCCGGCUGGCAAGCGCCGCAUUCUGGGCGUCGGCAUCGUGAUCUUUGCUACGCUGAUGGUGGGGCUAUCCAUCGAGCUCCUUAUCGAGAGCCGCGACAGCGAUGUGACUGCUGGCAAUAUUGCGUGCAUUGCAGUGGCCCUGGGCGUCAAGCUCGGCAUGCUGGCCUACUGCUGGACUCUAAGGCACCACCCGGAAGCCCGCAUUUUCGCCACCGACCACCUCAAUGACCUCAUCCUGAACUCAUUCGGCCUGGCCAUGGCCCUGCUGGGCACACACGUUGUCUGGUACAUUGAUCCACUGGGCGGCCUGCUGGUUGGCCUGUUCAUCAUGUACUCGUGGGCAUCCGAGGCAAUCGACCAGGCAAAGCUACUGAUUGGAGCGACGGCCGAGCCGCAGUUCCUAAAUCAGCUCACGUACAUGGCAAUGACGCACGAUCCCCGGAUCCAGUUUGUUGACACGGUGCGUGCGUACCACGUCGGCGAGGAAAAGUACGUCGAGAUUGACAUUGUCAUGGACGAGACGACGCCGCUGUGGGAAAGCCAUGAUGUGGGAGAGGCCCUGCAGAUUCUAGUCGAGAAGCUCGACGGCGUGCAGCGCGCCCACGUUCACAUUGACUUUGAUUUCCAGCACCCGCCCGAGCACCAUCUGAAGACGCAGUGA
This is a messenger RNA of Linderina pennispora, 1101 nucleotides long. RefSeq lists its product as uncharacterized. The record is from RefSeq and is a predicted model, not a curated record. Lineage: Eukaryota; Fungi; Kickxellomycota; Kickxellomycetes; Kickxellales; Kickxellaceae. Gene Ontology annotation, molecular function: monoatomic cation transmembrane transporter activity. Gene Ontology annotation, cellular component: membrane. Gene Ontology annotation, biological process: transmembrane transport; monoatomic cation transport. The transcript has 2 exons. The coding region runs from base 1 to 1101 and encodes 366 amino acids.